Molecule: messenger RNA, 1060 nt
Organism: Cercospora beticola
Lineage: Eukaryota; Fungi; Ascomycota; Dothideomycetes; Mycosphaerellales; Mycosphaerellaceae
Cellular component (GO): extracellular region
Source: RefSeq, a predicted model, not a curated record
GCUCCCCAUCUAAACGGCUUCCAUUCACAUGUCCCUCAUUUUUCUCCUGCACUGACCUCUUGAAGUCCCUCCCUAUACCACACAACAGUCUGCCGGCCAGCUACCCUCAUCCAUCCAAGAUGCAAUUCCUCGCUGUUGCCGCGGUGUUGACCACCGCUGUGUCUGCUCUGCCAGCACUCGUCGAGCGCCAACAGACAUACGGAGCUCCGACUUACGAAGCCGAGACCUACGGAGGCCUCAACUACUCCGCUCGCGCCGUCCUCCACCACAACCUCCACCGUUCAAACCACUCUGCCACCAAUGUCACCUGGGACGAUGACCUCGCCUCCAGCGCCAAGAAGGUUGCCGAUCUGUGCAUCUUCGAGCAUAAGAUGGACGUCGAUGGCGGCAACUACGGCCAGAACUUGGCUGCCGGUGUCCCAGCCGACAACAUCACGUCCGUCAUCACCGACCUCUGGUACGGCGGCGAAGUCUCCCUCUACCCAGCCUGGGGCCGCAACCCAUCCCAAUCUGAGAUGUCCAACUUCGUCCAAUGGGGCCACUUCACGCAACUCGUCUGGAAGAACACGACCAUCAUCGGCUGCGCAACGACCGACUGCUCCAGCCAGGGUGGUGUUGCCAGCACUGGCGGUAACGUCGAACCUUACUUGACCGUUUGUCAUUACAAGGGUCCUGGCAAUUACGCCGGCCAGUACGGCGAGCAAGUCGGUGAAUCUCUGGGAAAUGCCACGAUCGCUUGGAAUGAUUUCCUCGACCUGGACAUCGACAUCAACCUCUCCAAGUAGAGCGGAGCUGGUCCUUCCGAAAAGCCUGUUCAUUCAUCCUUUUUCUCUUCUCUUCUUCAUACCCCAUUAGAGUGCUGCUGUCGCGGUGCCCGAUCUUACAGAACUUGAUGUUCUGUCAUUAGAAGCUUCAGAAAACAAUAUCUUGCGAGAACGAGAUUUUAUGAUACCCAUGAAGCAAGCAUUAGAGAGCGAGAGCGAAGAUAGAGCGUAGAAAGCCUGGCUCAUCGAACACAAAAAGUUUUGCACUCACUUCUCACCUGUUCUUCUCUUUCCUC